Molecule: messenger RNA, 6936 nt
Organism: Seriola aureovittata
Lineage: Eukaryota; Metazoa; Chordata; Actinopteri; Carangiformes; Carangidae
Gene: socs3a
Product: suppressor of cytokine signaling 3a
Exons: 2
Coding region: 5085-5702 (205 amino acids)
Biological process (GO): phosphatidylinositol phosphate biosynthetic process; intracellular signal transduction
Cellular component (GO): phosphatidylinositol 3-kinase complex
Molecular function (GO): 1-phosphatidylinositol-3-kinase regulator activity
Source: RefSeq, a predicted model, not a curated record
CAUGUGUUUAGUAACCACAUCUAGCACGAUGUGGUUCACGGUGGAAAAUAAUGACACACUGGAAUCAAGGAUCUCAUGACGUUAGUGCCAUUUGCGUCUUUCUUUAACUUCUUCCUCAAUGUCAUGACUGUGCAGUCAAACUGACCGAAUCACAGUGUGUGUUUCCUAUAUCCAUUUUCACAAGUUAGCAGUAAAUGUCUAAACAGCCACACUGUGUCAGCUAUUUGUGAUUUGGAAAGAAAGGGUUUUGAAAUUUCAUUGCAGGUCUCUGAGGGAGUCAGUCCUGUGUUGCUGGUGUCAAUAACAGCCCCCCCCCACUGAAACCCCCAGCUCAUUGUCAUGUGCCUAAAAUGUUGGUAACUUUCCCACGUGCUCUUCCAGUUGCAACUUAUCACAACAGCACUAAACAUUCCUUUUACCGUCUCAUUGGCCCAUGCCAGGAAAAUACAAGCGGAGAGAAUAAACCAGGCUGUAGAUAAUCAUCCAGUGAAUGACAACAACUCUGUUGUCACAUCAAGGGCUUUUCUUUCCCUCUCAUCCCAUUAACCUUGAGUGUGGCGUAAUGUAAAUAUUGGAGUAGUGUAGCUGAAAGGUUUGCUGAUCAUUUUCUGGCAGGGCCAACGUUCAAAUAGUGCCAGAGAGGACAUCACUUAGCAUCAUAAUAGGGUGCUGUUAAACAGCUGUUUUGAGAUAAAGAUGUUUUUAAGAUUUGAUAAUCUAUGGAUUGGUUACACAAGAAAAAUAAAGAUAAAACGUUAAAAACACAGGCUGUUUGAAAUGAGCUAAGGAGGUCACAUACUUAACUAGAAUAGUUGUAACUGUCAAAUAUCUUUGAGGAUUAUUUUCUGGGUGUGAAAAGUACAAGAUAAUGGCUUUGUUCUGCUUUUAGCUCUUCUCAGUUGAUAGCUGUGACAGUGCUGAUAUUAAUGGCUGUAAAAACACUAUGUGGUAUGCACAGAAGAAUUCAAACUCAACUGCAUGUGCAAGGCAUGUGUUUUCACUUAUUGCACAUAAGUGAAAACCAUCUUAUUAUAAUAUAACCUGAUGAUUUAGAUAAAAAUAAACAUCCAUGUAUUUCUCAGAAAAAAAGAAGUGGUUACAUAACAAGUGUUACCUUUUGCAUUUUAAUAUAUUUGUAGAAUUUAAUGGCAAAGUCUGAUUUCAUAUAAACUUUUGUAUCAACAUGUUUUUCUUUUUUUUGUGCUCUCACUUCCCAUUAAGACACUAAGGGGUAAAUGAGAAAAUACAUAAUAAAAAUAACAAAGCUUUCUUCCCUGUAAAUUUACAGUAAUGCUGGAUGGAGUUACGCAAUAAGUGGGAAGACAAGUCUCACAAAUGUUCUAGACAAUUCCUGGCAUCAGUCAUCAGUCAGCAUACCAUAGCAGACUACUCUAAAAAAUAUUUCUAGUCAAAUACUAUACACAUUUUUCAAACCAAUGCCACACUUUGAGUUUGUGAUUUUUUAAAAUUUUUCAUUCUUUUGAAAAACGAAUUGUGAAAAACAGUACUGUCACAAAACAGUACUGGCCUGUUGUUCAUUCUCAACUGUGGUGAUCACCCAUGGCACUUCCCAAAAUUCACAGAAACACACAAAGAACAGCAUUCACAGCAACACAGUCAGAGAGAAAGAGAGACAGAGAGAGACAGAGAGAGUUACCAGGAAAUUAUCACUGGAUGAUUGGUAAUGACAAAGUGGUCUUGCUCAACCAACAAGGAAGUUUUACAGUAAUACAGUGAUAAACGCUGUAUGUUGUUUAGCAGACAAAUGGAGGCGUGCAGGUAGAGGCAUCAAGUGGCAAUUACUGUAUAGGACUAUAGUACAAAGCUAACCGACUCACAUUAACUGAUAUUCCAGUAUAUUGACUGCAUAUCUCAGUGACAGUUCCACAGGAGUUUUCCCUAUUUGAAUCACACACUUUAGUUUGUAUUUCACAGCAGCAGCACCCUUUCCUCCUUUGUUGUAUCAUGUAAAGGUUUCAGUAAAAAAAAAAAAAAAAAAAAGUUUAAACUAAUGUUUAAAAAAAAGAAAAAAAAAGACACUGCUGAUGUUGUUGACUCAACCUGAAUUCAGGGCUCACUAUAUACAGCUGUGCAAACAAUAAGCGGCGCCUUUGUAAUUGCCAACACCACAAAUAAUUUCAUGAAAUUGGCAAAACACGUAAAGCUUUUAAAAGAUCUCCCUGUUCAGUGAAUUUCUGCUAGACCAAGCAGCUCCAAAAUAUUUUGUUGAAUAACAUUUUUCUGCUUUUCACCUCUCUUUCCAGUCGAAAGGUCCGCUUUUUUCCCCCCUCAUACCCAGUGGGUUUACGGGAACCAUGAGCUAGAGUAAAUUUCUGAGUCAGUGUGGGAAAACCUGAACAGCUGCCUUUUCCACUAAACAGUGGUUUAGACAAACAAGCUAUCGUGCAAGGCCUUGUCUCUUGCGCUAAAAUAUAGGGAACAAUUCAUCAACUUUGCAUGUGAAUUUAAACUCAUUCACUUCUAAUGACAAGACAUUCUAACAGUAUUAGUGGGCAAAAUACAUCCAGUUGAGCCUGGACACACAUUUAGAAAAACAUAAAAACAUGGCCAUAAGGUGUUUUUUUGAUUUACUAUUUACAUUAUGUAAAUCUACUAUAAAUGAAAGACACAGAAAAGCACAUGCACACACGGCCUACAGAGCCAAGUCUGUCACUGCCAAGCCUCACACCCUGAGCCUCAGAUGUUUGGCUGGAGUCCCACGGUGCGCUACAACAACAGAGCAGAAAGCCCUCUCAGUUCCAGGUCACUUAGUUCGCCUUGCCUGAUCAAACAUUUCUGGGUUGACCUCUGGGUAAGUACACACUGUCUUUGGUUUGUUUAGUUUAUUUUAUUUUACUUUAUUUUAUUAUAAUCAUUACUUUAUAAAUCUUGAUGUCUGGGGACACUUAGGUCCUCCUCCUCACUGCACUUAAAGGUCGGUGUAUUCCACUUUAUCAAAAGUGCAAUUGAUGUGGGAAUUUACAGUAGACAUGCUAAAAAGCAAAGUCAGCAUGCUGUAAUAAUAUGCGUAGUGGUUUCCAAGGAAACGUGGUGAGCUAAAACAUGUUGCAAGGAUUUCGCCCUCCAAGCUUGAGCCAACUUACUGCUCCUCUUCUCUCCAUUGAUUCCCAUUAGGAACCCAGGGGAGACUUUGAAUGCUAAAUACAUGCCUCACAAGGAUGACACAAUAGAUUUUCUGGGAACAAGUGGACUGUUACAAGGCUAUCCCAGUGAUUUCCCUUCCCCCCUUAUCCUAAUGAUGGCCUGAAUCAGACAACACCUGACUCACCUCUGUGGACACAGCUGGCUUUUACCAAAGGCCAUCCGGCUCUGUGGCGUCAAUUUGUUUCCCACAAGCCCCUCCUUCUGUCCAGUUCCCAGCUGAGUUUUGGUAAAACUAACACCAAAACAGAUGCCGAGUAUCUUUUUAAGCACUGAACUGAUCUGUUUUUCUUUUUUUAUUCUCAUUUUUAGGUUUUCAAUUACAGGCAACAGCAAUUGUAAAACUCUGACUGUUACUGAUGAGUAAAAUCAAUGAGUUGUUUAAAGGAAGGCAAAGUCUGACAUGACACCAUAGCCUGGUGUUAAUCUACAACACAAUAACUACCUGAGGCUUGUGGUGGUCAUAGCUGAGUCAGCAGGGAGGGCGCUGAUGUGGACUGUCUGAGCAGUCUAUCAGUCACACGCAUGUUGCCAAAGAUUUGACUGUCUUUACAUGACGAUCUGAAGUCACACUUCCUGUAGACAGCCGUACGCUGAUGUAGAAAUUGGUGAUGAUAAAGAAAGUCUCACUAUAGGGAGUAGGAGGUAGGGUCACCACAGAGGAGAAAUUUACUUUUUGUAAUCAUAUUGUUGACACUCAACACUGUACUAUUCUAAUGGAGUGUUACAAGGUCUAAGAUAAGGCUAAACCCAAUUAUUAAGAUCUUCUGCUUGUAUGAUAAAUCAAUGGAUUAUAACUCACUAUAGCAGAUAUAAGGCAUUCAAGUUUCUAUCAAAAUACAGUGUUUUACUAUAUUGUCAUUCAUGUUUAGGUGCUGAUCCGUCCAUGUGGGCUCUGUAGCUGUAAAUCCAAGACACAAUUUAAAAAAACACUACUAAUUAUAUUAGUAAAACAUUAAAGUAUGCAUUUUAAUGUUUAAUGAGGUGUAUUUGAAGAGAGAACUUUUAGAUCUUAGCGUAAUAAUAGAUUUUGGGAACUUUACAGCAAUCAUUAAAAUAUUCUCAUGAUCACUGCAAGGAAAACAUAUAAAUAAUAACCUGUUGCCCCUGGAUACCAGCUGCUGUUGUUGGGAAAUAAUGGUCUUGAUGAAGUUACCCAAGAUCUGGCGCCCUCUAAGGGAACUGGUACUCAGUGUUUGUGAGACACUGUUGCUGUGAAUUUCUCAGAAACUGAUUACACAAACCGCUUCAGCUAAGACUGAAUGAUUACCUCACACUUGACGCUUACAAGGAACCUUUACCAAAAAAUAAGAUUGAAAUGAUAUGAUUUUGUAAUUCUUCAGCUGGUUCUAAAAAUCUGAAAAAAAAAAUAAUGAAAAAGUGUUUACAAAACACUAAAGAGAAAAAACUAGGUUACUAGAGGUAAGUAAGUAUUGCUUGGAAUUCCUCACUAACUUCAUUUAGGAGGAGCAGUAGGGGGAGGGCACUUCGCAUGGCAGGAAUAAAUACAUUCUUCCUGUCCGCCAAGAGAGGCUUUACUGGAAAGAGGGGGGCGGAGUCUCCUCUCAGUUAUAGGGCUCGAAUCCUCUGCACUUCUUCCACUUAAAACCCUGAGCUCAGUGGGGUAGCUUACAGUCUGUAACAGACCGAGAGAACUGCUUUACAAGUCUGGUCAAACUUUAGAACAUUUCAACCCUCCUGACAGACAACAGGAUAACUGUAAACAACCUUCUAUCCAGCGUUUGGAUUUAUUUGAAAAGAGCGAGUCUGGAGAAACAUUGAAGGUGUUUCAUUUCCAGAGAGCUGACCUCUUCAUGCCCUCCCAGACAUCCCUCUGAACCUCUGUUUAACUCCACCUCUUCUUCUCUCCUCUGUGUGGCGCCCGGUGCUCCCCAGGCUACUUAGAGAGCGGGCACAGCGCCAUGGUAACUCACAGCAAGUUUGACUCCGCAAUGAGCAGCAGCCUCUUGGACUCCAACAUGCGGCUGCCUUACCGUUACAAGACUUUCACCUCCAAGACGCAGUACCAGAUGAUCCUCACCACGCUCCAAAAGCUCCAGGAGAGUGGCUUCUACUGGGGUGCCAUCACUGGGAAGGAGGCCAACGCCAUGCUGGCAGCCGAGACCACCGGCACCUUCCUCAUCCGUGACAGCUCCGACAACCGUCACCUGUUCACCCUCAGUGUUAAGACGGCGUCAGGCACCAAGAAUCUGCGGAUCCAGUGCGACACUGCGUCUUUUUACCUGCAAACAGACCCUAAGAACAUUCAGUCCGUUCCCCACUUCGACUGCGUCCUGAAGCUGGUGCAUUACUACAUGCCACAGAGCAAGGGGAACACUCGCAGUGGGAAUAUGUACUACAUUUACUCUGGAGGAGAGAAAAUCCCCCUGGAGCUCAUCAAACCUCUCUCCUGCAGCUUGUCCACCUUGCAGCACCUGUGCAGGAAAACAGUCAACGGGCAUUUGGACAUUUCCUCUAAAAGAGAUCAGCUUCCUCAUCCUCUUAAGGAGUUCCUCCAGGAGUAUGAUGCUCCUAUCUAGAGGUGUUGGACUAAUGCUCUUGAAGGAGCAGACACUUAAAAGUGUAAUGAAGACGGUGGAUGGUUUUGGUACAACUACAUGUGUUUUGUCUGAGGAGGAAUGAUUAAGCAGAGAACAAGAGAGUCAAACCCAGGACUGAGCUUGUGAAAAGGAGCCGUUUUGUUCUGACAAGAUGUGCCUACUUCUCAGAGAAAAGUGAGCUUGCGUCCACAUUUCAGGAAAGAGACACUGGAUUGAUGAGGACUAACCCACAAAGAGGGCCAAGAGAAAUAGCUCUGCUGUAGUCUGGUGGUAUGAAAGAGAGAUAACCCCCGUCGUCCUCCUCCGUCUCACUGAUGACGUACAACUUACUGAAAACUGAAGUGAGGCUCACAGUCAGCUGUCUGCACUCUGAUGACACACAGGUUCCCUCUGCUGCUGCUAACCAAUGUGCUGCGAGGCUGUCAAGCUCGCGCACAUCAGCCUCAGAAAAUCAUCUACCCAUUAAAGCUGGACUGGCUUUAUUUUGAUCAGACUGGCUUUUUUGUUUCUGCUGACAUUGGAUGAUAAUCUUGGACAGAUUAGACAUGUCCGUUCAGGGACCAAGCAUCUCUGACCAAGUGUACGCUGGAGAUUCACAGACAGUGGAAACUGUGCCAGCCAUGAUGGGAAAGGGCUGAACUUUUUUUUUUUUUUUUUUUUUUUAAUCUGAAUCUAUUUUAAGACCAUAAAAUGUGGAAAGAGGAUAUGUUUCUGAUAUUCUGUUCAGAGGAAGGGUUUAUGCCAAACUUGCCUGAACUAGACAACAGUUUGUUGGAACACCAACAUGACUGAAUCCUACAGGAUCUUAAUUUAGAGAACAGUACCACUGCUGUGAGUCAGAAGUUUGUAUGGCAUCAGUGGUGAGGAAGUAUGUACCAUAAGAUGUGGUACUAUCUGUGGUGCAACACAGGAUCGCCACUGCUUGCAAAUGAAUGUAUUAAAACAUGGUAUCUUUCCUUUCCUAAUAAGGAAAAGAGUCAAAAUGUGUCCUUUCCUUAAAACAAUGUUUACAUGAGUGAAGAUGAAAUGGUAAACCUGUCAUUGUGCUGUCUUUUGUAAAGAUGUACCUUUGCCAGCCAAACCACUGGCUGUGGAUGCUUGAAGAUAUUUGAGAAGUUUGACGAAGCAAGCAGACUGAUACAACUUUGCACUUAUUUAUAUUUGUAAGAACAUUUCAUUAAUUUAUAAUAAAGAUCACUAUUUUUCUAUGAAA